AUGCUUGUGAUUAGGGGUGAUACACAGGUGGAAGGAGUGGAUUUCACUGAAACUUUUUCACCUGUUAUGAAAUUGUCCACUGUUAAAUGUCUUGUAGUUGUUGCUGUCAAGCAUGGUUGGUCUAUGUUUCAGCUUUAUGUGAAUAAUGCUUUCCUUCAUGGUGAUCUACAUGAGGAGGUUUACAUGAAUCUCCCUCAAGGUCUUUCCAUUUCCUCUUCUUCCUCAUCUUCCCCCUUAGUUUGCAAGCUAAAGAAAUCCCUCUAUGGCUUGAGGCAAGCUUCCAAACAAUGGUAUGCAAAGUUAUCCCAAGCUUUAUGGUCAAGAGGGUACACUCAUUCCUUGAAUGUUUACUCUCUAUUUGUCAAAGGGUCUUCUUGUGAUAUUGUCAUUCUUGUUGUAUAUGUAGAUAAUAUAAUCUUGACAGUGAACAAUCUUGUUGAAAUUUCUACUCUUAAGAAGUUUUUGGAUAAUGAGUUUAAGAAAAAAGAUUUGGGUCUCUUACACUAUUUCUUGGGGAUUGAGGUUAGUACUUCACCUGAUGGUGUAUUCUUAAAUCAGAGAAAAUUUGUUUUGGAUUUACUUAAAGAGUAUAACUGUUUGGAGCUGUCUUCUGUUGUUUCUCCUUUGGAUUUAAAUUCCAAGUUGAAGGCUGAUUCUGGUGAGUUGUUUGCCCAUCCUGAAAGGUACAUGAGUCUAAUUGGCAAGCUUCUCUUCUUGACUCAUACUAGACCUGAUUUAUGUUUUGGUGUACAACAUUUAAGUCAGUUUUUACAAGCUCCCAGAUUGCCUCAUAUGACUGCUGCUUUUCACAUGUUGAGGUUCUUGAAGGGUACCAUUGAUGUUGGGCUAUUCUAUUCUAACUCUCGUGAUUGUACUUUCACAGCUUAUUCUGAUAGUGAUUGGGCAGCAUGCCCUGAUAUUUGCAAGUCUGUCUGUGAGUUUUAUGUUUUUCUAGGUGAUUGCUUGGUAGCAUGGAAAUCUAAGAAACAACCUGUUGUUUCCCUCUCCUCAGCUGAGGCUGAAUAG
Nicotiana attenuata is the source of this 1026-nucleotide messenger RNA. RefSeq lists its product as uncharacterized. The transcript has a single exon. The record is from RefSeq and is a predicted model, not a curated record. Bases 1 to 1026 code for a protein of 341 amino acids. Lineage: Eukaryota; Viridiplantae; Streptophyta; Magnoliopsida; Solanales; Solanaceae.